Cygnus atratus (black swan) is the source of this 2345-nucleotide messenger RNA. It is a transcript of the gene BAG3, whose product is annotated as BAG cochaperone 3. The record is from RefSeq and is a predicted model, not a curated record. Gene Ontology annotation, molecular function: protein-folding chaperone binding; adenyl-nucleotide exchange factor activity. The transcript has 4 exons. Gene Ontology annotation, biological process: muscle cell cellular homeostasis; negative regulation of striated muscle cell apoptotic process; protein stabilization. Gene Ontology annotation, cellular component: cytoplasm; nucleus; cytosol. Lineage: Eukaryota; Metazoa; Chordata; Aves; Anseriformes; Anatidae. The coding region runs from base 117 to 1799 and encodes 560 amino acids.
GCGGCGAUUUCCAGACACUUCCAGCCCCGUUCCCCCGCCCGCCCCCCGCCCCGCGGCGGAUAAAGCGGCGGGGCCGCGCUCCCCGCCCGGCACUCGGCGCAUGGCCCGGCCGCACCAUGAGCGCCGCCGCUCACUCCCCGCUGCUCCAAACCGAGGGCGGCUCCGACCCGCUGCCCCCCGGCUGGGAGAUCAAGGUGGACCCCCAGACCGGCUGGCCUUUCUUCGUGGACCACAACAGCCGCACCACCACCUGGAACGACCCCCGCCGCCGGGGGGAGGCGGCCAAGGAUGGCCAGUCGUCGGCAAACGGUCCGUCUCGCGAUAGUCCCAAGCAGCUGCCAGCACGAGAAGGCAAUGUGGUGUACCCCAAGCUCCGGGCUGGCUACAUCCCCAUCCCGGUCAUCCACGAGGGCAUCGACGGCAGGCAGCAGCACCCCUGCUUCUCCGCUCAGCAGCCUGGCGCGCAGCGAUUCAAGACAGAGGCUGUGCCCACCGCGGCGCAGGCGCAGACACCGCUAAGGGGGGCCUACGCCGGCCCCGAGUCCCCUCCAAGGGGACCGGCCGAGGCUUCUCAGGCAGAUAAACAAUGUGGACAGACAACGGCAGCUGCAGCAGCCCAAGCUCCGGCCACACACGGACCUGAGCCUCAGUCUCCUGGAGCUCCUGAUUCUCCAACGGUUUCCUCUCAGUCGUCUGGCAGAUCCAACGCAGGAAGCCAUCAGCUUCCUCGUGGUUAUAUUUCAAUUCCUGUGAUCCACGAAAAUAUCCAAAGGCAACCAUCGCAAGUCUACCAUCAGGCCCAGAAGACACACUACCCUGCCCAGCAAAGUGAAUACCAAGCCCACCAACCAGUGUUUCACAAAAUUCAACCAGAUGACAGGGAGCCUAAGACAACACGAGCGCAGUCUCCAUUCAGAGUGUCUCAGAGAGGUUCAUCAAGCCGUGAAAGUUCUCCUGCCAGAGUUACCACCCAGAUACAGUCCCCAGCUCCCAUCAGAGUACAGACAGUUGUAGACAGACCCCAGGUUUCUCAGCAGCAAGCCCCACCUCAAGAGCUACCAAGACCAUCUCCACCACCUGAAAUCAAAAUGGAAACCAAGGCAGUCCCACCACCCGAACCCGAGGUGCCUUCAUCAUAUAUCCCAAUUCAGGUCACCCACCAAGAACCAGAUUCUAAAGUACCACCCCAGAAGCCUCCAGUUGUGGCAGAGAAAGCUGAUAAAAAGGUUCCCUGCCCAGCUAAGGUUGUUCCCCCGCAGGAAAGGCCUGCUCCUGAAGAAGCUGCACCACCGAAGACAAUGGAAACAGGAGAACCUCAAAAGCAUCCUGGUGUUUUGAAAGUGGAGGCAAUUCUGGAGAAAGUACAAAUGCUUGAGCAGGCAGUCGACUCCUUUGAAGGCAAGAAAACUGACAAAAAGUACUUGAUGAUUGAAGAGUAUUUGACCAAAGAGUUGCUAGCCCUAGACUCAGUGGACCCCGAGGGUCGUGCGGAUGUGCGCCAGGCCAGGAGAGAUGGUGUAAGGAAGGUCCAGAACAUUUUGGAAAGACUUGAACAGAAAGCAGAAGAUGUCCCAGAACCAGUUCAAAUUGAUGGACUUCAACCUACCUUGCCGGAGCCUAAGCCACCACAGGAAAUCAUGGAGAUUGAACCUGUGGUAGUCAAGAGCAAGGGAGAUACCAGUAAUAAAGAUGGUAAAGAGCAAACCGAAAUGGAAAGGCAUCUGCCCGAGACAAAGGAAGAAGUGUUUACCAGUCUGGCCACCACGACAAACACACCUAAUAAUCCAACCGAACCCUAGUCACCUGCUGAAAUUAAAAAAAUCUCUCAAGACUUUAUAACUUAAAGUGUGUUUAAGUGAAUUUUAAGUUGCAUGCAUUUCCAGAGCUCUUUUCAACUGGUUUUUAAUCAACAUAGCAGCUUGGGACACAGUAAACACUUUGUGGGGGAAGGAGGGAGUUAGAAAGAAAUGCAUUUAUCCUUUAUUCUUACACUAUGUAAAAGACAUGUCUCAAAAAUAAACCCUGUAAAUUACUCUUUUAGGUCAGCUGAGUUGGGGGGGAGGAGGGGAACAAAAAAAGGAAUGACUUCAGGGUUAAUAUUGAUGCAUGUUGGUUAGGGUGUAUUCUUCUGCAGGUGAUUUUUGUAAAAUCAGUGGCCUGCAUUGUCAGAAUACCAGUCCUUCUAUAAGUGUAGCCACUCUAACAGUAAUGUUUUUAUUUUUAAUGUUCACAGUUGGGCACUUUAAUGAUGGAUAGAAAGUGUGUAAGAAGCUGUAGGGAUAUUUAUGUGUGCAGGACUUCAAUGCUAUAUUUUAAGAGGGAAAUAAAAUACUAUAGAAGCCUAA